Catharus ustulatus (Swainson's thrush) is the source of this 7542-nucleotide messenger RNA. It is a transcript of the gene WDR17, whose product is annotated as WD repeat domain 17. Bases 1344 to 5273 code for a protein of 1309 amino acids. The record is from RefSeq and is a predicted model, not a curated record. The transcript has 30 exons. Gene Ontology annotation, molecular function: protein binding. NCBI's taxonomy places the organism in Eukaryota, Metazoa, Chordata, Aves, Passeriformes, Turdidae.
GUACACCAUGUCAAGACUGAAAAAUUUUUAGCAUUUUGUGGUAUUCCAAAGUAGGAAGAACUUUUCUUUGUUUUGUCAGUUUUCAUAUUGUAAGUUGUCUAUUGGCUUCUAAGCUGCAUAUAUACCAGGGUAUUUCUAGUAAUCCUUAUUUCAUAGGUCAGGAGAAAUUAAUGAGAAUUUAAUUUGUUAACAUGGCUAUAAUGUGCUUGGUGGUCCCCAGUGUCACUGGAAGAAUACCCAUGCUAAUUACGUUUGUGUUUUUACAUGAGUCUCGGUGCUAUUGAGGCAGACAUUGUCAGUCAGAAGUCAUUUUCUGCUCUGUCGUGCAGACAUGCCAAGAUUUCUUCGUAAGUUUGAAAUCUUCAUGUUUUUAGCAAGAUAAAAUGAUUGUUCAUUGUCUGGUGCUUUUAACUGGUCCCACUGGAUAGGGUAAUGAAUUUGAAACUCUGUGGUUCACAGGGGACAGUUUAAUCUCCAAGGGAUUUGAUUUCCGCCCAAAGAUGGGUAAAUAUACCCAAUAUCUUUAAGGAGAUAUAAUGUGAUAUAAAGUCUUUAUACCACUAAAGAGCUUAUUAAUUAUUAUGUUAGCAUUGAUUUGCUGACAAAAAUAUUGGUACCUUGGGACAAUAGUCUGGAUGAGAUGUAGCAGUUUUAUGUGUCAAACAAACAGGAGUGACAGCAAGCUUUCCACAUAAGAAAAGAUACAAACCUGAUGGGAAGAUAAUCACAAUGGAGAGAACAGAAGCAGAGGACAGUAACACUUUACUGCUUUUAACUGCUAAGAAACUACACUCUGUAUAGACAGAAGCAUAUUGAUUUACAUAAGGCAACUGUAUAUCCACUUUUGUAUGCAUGCCAUAUUGCAUAUGGACUCAUUUGGAUAGGUCAUACACCACAUGGACCACAAUCAAAGCACAUGUAGCAUCUGUUGUUGCUUGUGCUUGAUGGUUAGACAUUUGUGGAUAUUGAUAACAUGCAAGCCCUGUAUUGAUAAUGAAUGUGUUAAGUGAUGGGUUUAAAGAGCUAUUAUUAUUCUACAAGUGUCAUUGUAGUGCAACUGGAAAAUGCAGUGAGCAAUGAAAUACACUAAGUAGCUGAAGCAGAGAAAAGGGAUUUAGAUUAAAAUUAAAAUGGUGCCUGUUAAAGAGCUGCAGUUGCCAGGCUACUGACACUGCAGUUUUGUGUGUGGUGUGACACAACACUCAGUCUUUUCUCCUGCAUCCUGUAGUAACUGCAUUAUUCUGUGAACAUCAAGGUUUAGCUCCUCCUAUCUGUCAAGUAAAGUGAUUUCAUUCUACAAUCAGAAAAAUAUUUUCCAUUUUUGGGACCAGCAAGGUACUGGAAUGAACAUGGAAAAUCUAAAGUGCUUUGCAAAAAAUGAUACCUAUGCUAAGGCAAAAAUGUCACAUGUGAAGCAAGUAGGACUUCUAGCUGCUGGAUGUCAGCCAUGGAACAAGGAUAUAUGUGCCGCUAGUGGGGACAGAUUUGCCUACUGUGCUACACUUGCUGUUUAUAUUUAUCAGCUGGACCACCGAUACAAUGAAUUCAAGCUCCAUGCGAUUAUGUCUGAGCAUAAGAAGACAAUCACAGCCAUAUCUUGGUGUCCCCACAAUCCUGACGUGUUUGCAAGUGCCAGUGCAGAUAGUUUAGUGAUCAUUUGGAAUGUGAAUGAGCAGAAAGUUGUGGCCAAGCUGGAAAAUACAAAAGGAAUUCCUGCAUCCCUUGGCUGGUGCUGGAAUGCAGGUGAUGCAGUUGCAUUUGUGUCCCAUAGAGGUCCACUAUACAUUUGGACUGUCUCAGGACCUGACAGCGGGGUAACUGUGCAUAGAGAAGCACAUAGUUUCCUGUCAGAUAUCAGUCUGUUUAGAUGGCAUCCGAAGAAAAAAGGAAAGGUGGUUUUUGGACAUACUGAUGGCAGCCUAUCUAUUUUUCAACCAGGUUCUAGAAAUCAGAAACAUGUCUUAAGACCAGAGGCUCUUGAAGGAACAGAUGAAGAAGAUCCAGUUACAGCUCUGGAGUGGGACCCUUUGUCAACUGAUUACCUCCUUGUUGCUAAUUUACAUAAUGGUAUUCGACUUGUUGAUUCUGAAUCUCUGUCCUGUAUCACAACUUUCAGUUUUCCCAGUGCAGCAGCAUCUGUUCAGUGUUUAGCCUGGGUUUCUAGUGCACCUGGAAUGUUUAUAACUGGAGAUUCUCAGGUUGGUGUGUUACGUGUUUGGAAUGUUUCACGUACAACACCUAUAGAUAAUUUUAAAUUGAAGCAGACUGGUUUCCAUGGCUUGCAUGUGCUGAGUUCUCCUCCGAAGAAAAAGUCAUGUUCAUCACAGUUUCCUACUAAAAAUCACCAUACAUCUUCCACAAGUGAGGCUGUUCCUCCUCCAACUUUGACCCAAAACCAAGCGUUUUCUCUUCCUCCUGGUCAUACUGUCUGUUGCUUCAUGGAUGGUGGAGUGGGGCUUUAUGACAUGGGAGCCAAAAAGUGGGAUUUCCUUAGAGAUUUGGGACAUGUUGAGACCAUCUUUGAUUGCAAAUUCAAACCUGAUAACCCUGAUCUUCUUGCUACAGCUUCAUUUGAUGGCACAGUAAAAGUUUGGGACAUAAAUACUUUAUCAGCGGUUUAUACAUCUCCUGGUAAUGAGGGGGUUAUUUAUUCAAUUUCUUGGGCUCCAGGAAAUCUGAACUGCAUAGCAGGUGGAACAUCCAGAAAUGGUGGCUUUAUCUGGGAUGUUCGAAAAGGCAAAAUGAUAACCAGAUUCAGUGAGCAUGGAAAGAAUGGAAUCUUCUGCAUUGCCUGGAGUCAUAAAGAUUCCAAAAGAAUAGCAACCUGCAGCAGUGAUGGAUUUUGUAUUAUUCGAACCAUUGAUGGCAAUGUUCUUCACAAGUACAAGCAUCCAGCUGCAGUGUUUGGUUGUGAUUGGAGUCAAAACAACAAAGAUAUGAUAGCUACUGGUUGUGAGGAUAAAAAUGUUCGUGUUUACUACUUGGCAACCAGCUCUGAUCAACCACUGAAAGUUUUUACUGGGCAUACUGCAAAAGUGUUUCAUGUACGGUGGUCUCCUCUCAGAGAAGGAAUCCUCUGCAGUGGCUCUGAUGAUGGUACUGUUCGGAUAUGGGAUUAUACACAAGAUGCUUGUAUAAAUGUUCUUAGUGGACAUACAGCUCCAGUACGGGGACUGAUGUGGAAUCCUGAAAUUCCUUACCUUCUAAUAUCUGGCAGUUGGGAUUAUACAAUUCGGGUCUGGGACACAAGAGAUGGAACAUGUUUGGACACAGUUUAUGAUCAUGGUGCAGAUGUAUAUGGAUUAACAUGUCAUCCUAGUCGUCCAUUUACUAUGGCAUCCUGCUCUCGUGAUUCCACUGUGAGACUCUGGUCAUUGACACCUCUUAUAAACCCUCUACAAAUAAAUAUCAUAACAGACAGAUGUUGGGAUGAUAUUGUCGGCAAUACAGAUCGCGCUGUGGAGUCUGGAGCUUCUCCUUUGCUGUGUGGUAAAGUUUCCAGGGAUAUUAAACAAGAAUUGGAAAAAUUGUCAGGAAAUCUUCAAGGAAAAAAACUGAGGUGGUUUUCAGAAUUUUUUUCACCUCCAGGAGGCAGCAAAAAUUUAUGGGACUUGGUUGCUGUAAUAAAAGGACAGGAUGACAGUUUGCUUCCACAGAACUACUGCAAAGGAAUUAUGCAUAUGAAGCACCUCAUUCGCUUUAGAUUGUCCAAGGCACAAGAACUGACAACAGUAAAGAUGUCUAAGUUUGGAGGUGGUAUUGGUGCACCAACCAAAGAGGAAAGACUCAAAGAAGCUGCAGAAAUACAUUUAAGAUUAGGACAAAUUCAGCGAUAUUGUGAGCUAAUGGUAGAACUUGGAGAGUGGGACAAAGCGCUCUCAGUUGCACCUGGUGUAUCAAUGAAAUAUUGGAGGAAGUUAAUGCAAAGGAGAGCUGAUCAGUUAAUUCAGGAAGAAAAUGAUGAUGUUAUCCCAUACUGUAUAGCUAUUGGAGAUGUGAAGAAACUGGUUUCUUUCUUUUCUUCAAGAGGUCAGCUUAAAGAGGCUCUGCUUGUUGCACAGGCAGCUUGUGAAGGAAACAUACAGAUGUCACCACUCUCCACAGCAAGCGGAACUGCAUAUUCUGGUGGAAACAAUACAGAUGAUUAUAAUGAUCUCCUGCAGAAGGUCAGUAAAGAACUGGCCGAUUGGUAUUUCCAGGAUGGCCGUGCGGUGCUUGCAGCAUGUUGUCAUCUGUCUGUUGAAAAUAUAGAGCUUGCGAUGGCAAACCUGAUUCGUGGAAAUGAACUGGAGUUGGCAAUCAGUGUGGGUACUGUCUUGGGAGAAAGUGCAGCACAAGCAACACAUUAUGCCCUAGAAUUACUAGCAAGAAAAUGUAUGGCAGUAAUAGCAUGCUUCCCAUCAUUUGGAUACAGGGAUUUAGCAGUUGAUCUUCUUAUGAUGAUUCCUGAUAAUAAACUGCAGUUAGUAAAACUAUGUGCUUUUUAUCCUGGAUGCAUAGCAGAAAUAAAUGACCUGCAUGAAAAGUGUAAUCUUCCUGAUGUAGAAGAAUGUAUGCAAUUGGCAGAGACAAUUCAGGCAGAUGGGGAUGUAUUUGAAACAAUAAAGUACUAUCUGUUAAGCACAGAACCUGAAAAGGCUCUCCCUGUUGGCAUUCAGUAUGUGAAAGAACAACUUUGUGGUUCAGAUUGGACUUUAGAUUCAGUCUUUCCGUAUCUUGAUCUUCUAAGUUACAUACGGACUGAACAGUUAAUGUUGCCGAAGUGUAGUGAAUUUCGGAAUGAGUUGCUGAUUUUGUGUGGUUACGUUGGUGCUUUACUUGCUAUCAGAAGACAGUACAAUAGCAUUGUACCUGCACUGUAUGAGUAUACAAGUCAGCUUUUAAAAAGACGAGAAGUAUCUGUACCUUUGAAAAUUGAACAGCUUUCUGAGGAAUUAGAUGCAUGGAGAGCUUGCACACAAUCAAACAAGUCUACAGAUGAAUUGCCAUGCACCCCACCCUCUGAAUCGCAGAGAGCGCUGUAUUCAGUAAUCAUAUCACGAAUUCAGGAGGAGCCUCUGAAAGGAAUGGUUGGGCCAGACUGUGUCACUGGAUCAAAUCUUCCCAGUCAUUCAGAUGUUCAUACCUCUUGUUUGACAGGGCUAAAGAUCCAGGGUCCUGUGUUCUUUCUUGAAGAUGGAAAAUCUGCUAUUUCAUUGAAUGAUGCUUUGAUGUGGGCCAAAGUGAAUCCUUUCUCACCACUAGGAACAGGAAUACGACUUAACCCAUUUUGAUGAGGUGUUUCUGCUGUACUUUAUAGUGCUUAAAAUAACAUUCUGGGGGUUAAUGCUGAUUUAACCUUGAUUGUAAAAGGACAGAAAGGUGGUAGUUGAUUCUUUCUGAAGGUCAAUGUUUUGAACUUUGAAAAUUGUAAAAUGAGAACAAAAGGAUUUCUAUACAAACAUUUGUUGAGAAUCCAAAGAAAAAGUUAUUUAAUAAUCCAAAGAAAAAGUCCUAAUUUCAUAUACAGCCAUGUCAUUUUUUUAGUAAGGAUGUUGUCGUCUGACAAUUAUUUUUGUCAACUCUGUGUGAAUAGAUACUUUGUAAAGUAAGCAACUACCUACAUGUUACCAAAAUAUUGAUAACAAACCCAUAAACAGUCUUUCAAAUAUAUAAUAAUAGAAUGACUUUAUUGACAGUAACUGCAAACUGUUUUUAGAAUGACUGGAAUGUUUUGGCUGUUUCACACUGUCCCCCUUUUUAAUUUGAACCAAUUUUUACACACAGGGCUCUAUAGCAAAAGUAAAAUUUAGAGUAGAUGUUUUUUUCAUCCACUUGUUAUUGUGUUUUAAUAGCAGUACAAAUAGAAGGUCACUUUUGUUUAGAUUGUCUAUUUAUUGUUUAUUUAUUUAGAUUAUCUAGAUUACAAAAUUCUAUUUUUUAAUAGGAUCAUAUUUGGCAACAUCCCCCGUUAUACUUUCACUGGAGGCUAAAACUCUUUAUAAAUUUUUUUUUAACAAAGGCUUUGUAUAGGACAAACAGUAUAUUUAUUGAAGUUAUUUAACUAUGCUAUGUAUAUUUUAAAUGCUUGUUUUCUUUUUACAUUUUUUAUUAGUUAUAAACAUGCAUAUUGUAUGACAGACCAGAAGUAAAUACUUGUGCAUAGAUAUUUUUAUUUACUAAAUCUGCACUCAAAUGGAAAAACAGUUAUGGCAAUAGAAUACUAAAAUGUUUAAACUUAAAAGCUCUGUAUAGUAUGGAAUUUAAUUAAAAGGCAAAUAUUAUACUCAUUAUUCUUAUUAAUAAUUCUUAUAAUCAGAAUUUCUCACCUGUAGAAAACAUACCUUUGUUACAAUACUCUCUAUUAGCUUAAUUGAUGGCAUAUAAGCAGAAAACUACUUUAUCUGUUCUUAUAUUUUUAGCUCCUGCUUUAAAAUAAAUUUAAAAUUUUAUUUAAGUUCCUGACAGUUACAUGAAAUGUAAAGAGGUUGCAAUUAAAAAUUGCCAGAAUUAUUUCUAUAGCAACUGUUGUAAAACUGGAAAUAGUAUCAAGUCCUAGCAGAUCCUAUCAAACAGUCCUCAAUAUAGAGGUAAGCCUUGCCCUUAUUUAACUAUAGAAAUAACAGUACCACCAUGCUCUUUAAAAUGGUAAAAUUUCAGUCUGGCAAUGUUCUAGAGUAUUAUUACAGGGUUUCUGGGGUAAGAAUAUAUUGGGCAGAGGGAACACAGCUGUUUUGUACCCUAAAAACCCCAUUUUUGUACAUACUUGGGUGCUGGAACUGAGUCUUUUACUUCCUUCAAUAUUCUUUGAAAAUGUUUUUCCUUUGUUUACUCUGCGGAGCUUGAAGAAGAAGAAUCUGUUUCAGAAGUUAAAAUUCAUAGUUUUUUAAAGAAUUUUCCAUAAGUCAGUAUCUGAUCUUGCUUCUGUCAUGUGAAAGACUAUCUGUCUUUUAGCACAGAAAUUGUACAACCUGGUAUGUAAAAGUCAUUGAUACAGAGGUGGAGAGCAAAGGUAAGAACCGAACGUGCAGCCCUAUGACUGAUGCUUGGGAUCUGAACCAUUGAUUCAACUGCCAUUCUAAUAUAUUUUAAAUCUUCUGUUGUAUCAUAAGGAUUUUUACUAAUAUUUCACAGUUAAAAUACCUUAAAUAUGAAGUAAAACUGUAUCAAUGUGUUGCACAUAAAUUGUGCCUUAACAUGGAAUCUUGGGCAAAUCUACUCCCUCUAAAUUACAGAGUGAGGGUUAAGAAUUCUUUCCUUACUAAAAUACCAAAAUUAAGUCAAAGGGCAUUUUUUAUAUUUGGGAUCCAUCAGGUAACAUUCAUAGUGAAUAACAUGAGGUUGCAUUUUCCCUGAAUUUGCUUAUACAGUGGUAAGUGAGGGGAAUAUGCAGAAAAAGUUGUAAUUGUGUCUGCUGUUACAGCUGUGGUCGCACCUGUCAACUGGUUCAUCAUUUUCAAAAAUAAUUUCAGAUUGCUAAUAUGUAACUUCAUUGUCUAGUACAGCAAGUCAAAUACAGGUAUCUGCCCCUAAAUAUUAAAGAAUACUUUGUCUUCAAAAGAC